Molecule: messenger RNA, 1588 nt
Organism: Malus domestica (apple)
Lineage: Eukaryota; Viridiplantae; Streptophyta; Magnoliopsida; Rosales; Rosaceae
Source: RefSeq, a predicted model, not a curated record
UUUUCCCUUUUAUAUGAAAAAAAAUUGCUAAAUUUAGCAUUCUCCAAGACUUGCUGGUUACUAUAUUAAAUUGAGCCCGCCCAAAUUUCUGUUCUAGCCCUACUUUCAGAGAGUUGAGAGUGAAUGCUCAUAUAGCCAUGGCGGAGAAGCAAAGCACCAAAGCAAGCGGUCCAGGCCCGAGGAAGCCGAAGGUCAUAUUUGGCACCAAAGCACUUCAAACCGGGGACGGCGGCGAUGUUCCUUCGAGCUUACUCGGCGGCAUAGUCGAGAAAGGUAUUUCCGAUAUGCCCCUGUCGGGCCCCACUCCACCGCCUCGCCCAACCGUUCUUCCUUUCCCCGUCGCUCGCCACCGCUCCGAUGGCCCGCAUCGGGGUCCGGUAAAUAGUAAAUUGGGUGGUGAGGAGGGUGGUGGGCAAGGGGAUGAGGAGGAUGAUGAAGAUGUAAUGGACUUUGAACACAUUAGGGAUUUCGCUAAGCGGAUCGAAAGGACGAAGAAAAAAGAUAUGGACUUUAGUAAGUGGGCAGAGGAGGAGCUUGAUGCAAAUAGCUCAAUAACUUUUAGGGAAACAAUGGAAGCUAGUACCAGAAAAAUUGAGUCAAGUAAAGUGCAUUCCCAGCGAAAGAAUGAACAAGAAUCUGCAUUUGGUAGCUCGAAGAUUGAACGAGGAUCUGUGUUGGGUAACUUGAAGGUUGAACAAGAAUCUGUUUUGGGUCACAAUAACAUGGAAAUUGAAGCGGACAUGAACGGAAAGUCCAUGCCUGAUAAUAUUCGAAAUGAACAAGGGGGGUCUGUGUCGCUUGAGGCUCAGAUUGAUGAAGAGAACUGUGCACGGUUGCAAGGGAUGUCUGCAGAUGAGAUUGAAGAAGCACAGGCGGAGAUCAUGGGCAGACUGGACCCUGCAUUGCUCCAAGUACUCAAAAGGAGGGGUGAAGAGAAAUUGAGAAAGCAAAGAGGCCCCAGCUCAGAUAGCAGUGAACCAAAAGCUUCUACUAUCUCUCACAGUGGUCCGUCUCAUGUGGCUACAAAAAUUACUUCAAACAAUACUCGAACUUCAGCAAAGGAUAGAUUGGAGCAGAAUUCAGGCAAAGCCAGUGGCAGUUUGUGGAAUGCUUGGAGUGAUAGAGUCCAGGCUGCUAGGGACUUAAGGUUUUCCUUGGAUGGGACUGUUAUUAUAGAUGGCUUCCACCAGAUAUCUCAGAGUAGUAAUUUAUCUGAGCGUGACUACCUGCGUACCGAGGGGGACCCUGGUGCUGCUGGUUAUACAAUCAAAGAAGCAGUGUCGCUCACUAGGAGUGUGAUUCCUGGACAGCGGACACUUGCUUUGCAUUUCCUUUCAACCGUGCUUGAUAAGGCAUUGCAUAAUAUUCAAGCACAAGAUCAGCUUAUUGGAAAGAUGCUAGUAAAGUCGAUAAAUCUGCUGACUGGGAGGCCAUUUGGGCUUAUGCACUUGGCCCAGAACCUGAGCUUAUUUUAUCUCUCAGGAUAUGUCUCGAUGAUAACCACAAUAAUGUAGUCCUAGCUUGUGCCAAAGUUCUUCACCGCAUAUUAAGCUGUGAUGUGAAUGAGAACUUCUUUGACGUUUCAGAG